Molecule: messenger RNA, 1746 nt
Organism: Chironomus riparius
Lineage: Eukaryota; Metazoa; Arthropoda; Insecta; Diptera; Chironomidae
Source: the annotation of a GenBank genome assembly
AUGUUCAGCAGGUGUGUUGAACUUAACUUCGUUGCACUUCGUUACGUUCAACUGUUUAUAGAUCACAGGAGGUUUAUAGGUUACAGGUGUGUUGAACUUCACUUCGUUGCACUUUGUUACGUUCAACUGUUUAUAGAUUACAGUAGGUUUAUAGGUUACAGGUGUGUUGAACUUCACUUCGUUGCACUUCGUUACGUUCAACUGUUUAUAGAUUACAGUAGGUUCAUAGGUUACAGGUGUGUUGAACUCCACUUCGUUGCGCUUCGUUACGUUCAACUGUUUAUAGAUUACAUUAGGUUUAUAGGUUACAGGUGUGUUGAACUUCACUUCGUUGCACUUCGUUACGUUCAACUGUUUAUAGAUUACAGGAGGUUUAUAGGUUACAGGUGUGUUGAACUUCACUUCGUUGCACUUCGUUACGUUCAACUGUUUAUAGAUUACAGUAGGUUUAUAGGUUACAGGUGUGUUGAACUUCACUUCGUUGCACUUCGUUACGUUCAACUGUUUAUAGAUUACAGUAGGUUCAUAGGUUACAGGUGUGUUGAACUUCACUUCGUUGCACUUCGUUACGUUCAACUGUUUAUAGAUCACAGUAGGUUUAUAGGUUACAGGUGUGUUGAACUUCACUUCGUUGCACUUCGUUACGUUCAACUGUUUAUAGAUUACAUUAGGUUUAUAGGUUACAGGUGUGUUGAACUUCACUUCGCUGCACUUCGUUACGUUCAACUGUUUAUAGAUUACAGUAGGUUUAUAGGUUACAGGUGUGUUGAACUUCACUUCGUUGCACUUCGUUACGUUCAACUGUUUAUAGAUUACAGUAGGUUUAUAGGUUACAGGUGUGUUGAACUUCACUUCGUUGCACUUCGUUACGUUCAACUGUUUAUAGAUUACAGUAGGUUCAUAGGUUACAGGUGUGUUGAACUCCACUUCGUUGCACUUCGUUACGUUCAACUGUUUAUAGAUUACAUUAGGUUUAUAGGUUACAGGUGUGUUGAACUUCACUUCGCUGCACUUCGUUACGUUCAACUGUUUAUAGAUUACAGUAGGUUUAUAGGUUACAGGUGUGUUGAACUUCACUUCGUUGCACUUCGUUACGUUCAACUGUUUAUAGAUUACAGUAGGUUUAUAGGUUACAGGUGUGUUGAACUUCACUUCGUUGCACUUCGUUACGUUCAACUGUUUAUAGAUUACAUUAGGUUUAUAGGUUACAGGUGUGUUGAACUUCACUUCGCUGCACUUCGUUACGUUCAACUGUUUAUAGAUUACAGUAGGUUUAUAGGUUACAGUAAUGGUUACGAUAAUGAACUAAUUAUGGGAAUUAAAUUUUUGAAUUCUGGUGUCGUUCGGGAUUUAAAGUAUUUGGCUAUAAGCUAUACCAAAAAGCAAUUUGAAUCAAAAAAUUACGACGCUAUUCGCUACAUUAUAAGAGACAACUGGAGUUCUGAUAUUUGGAAAUUGCUUCGUGUCUGCUACGAUUUAAGAUGUUUUAAGCUUAUAGAUAAAGCUCAUGAAUUGCGGAAAACUUUGAUUCGCACUGAAUCAGAUUUGGAUCAGCUAAGAUCCCGUGUAAAUGACGUUGGUCUGGAAAUGUCCACUUUUCAACUCUAUAACAGUGAUUACUUCAAAUUAAAUGCCGAUGGACGAAAUAAGUAUAAGCAAAAUUUUAUUAAAGACUCAGUUGGAGAAGGAGUAUCUGAAGAAGCCAAUGAAAAUAAUGUCAAUGGUGAAUCAAGUAAUUCCAAUUGA